CCUAGGUGGGCUCUUGGGCAAACCCUGGAAAUCCGAGCCUUUACUAAAUCCUACAUGGAGUUCUCCAUCUAGUCGUCUCUGUAUACAGUGUACGCGCCGUUAUUUUACCUAGUCUAUUUUUUAUUUUUAUUUUAUUUUUUAGAUCUCCUACCAGAAAAAGGAAACAAAAAAUAAGAGAGAAUGGAGCAUGCCGAACCCCGCUACCUGUACAAAAUCGUCUCGUCCACCUCACCCGUUCGAGAACCGCUGCCUGAGAGACUCCCUGUGAGCGAAAUCGAUAAAAACUCCGGAUUCAUCCACCUUUCCACCGCCAAACAAGUACCUGUUACCCUAAAGUCUUUUUUUGAGGGUGAGCCGCUUGUCUACGUGCUGCGUAUCAGCUAUGAUGCCGUCAGGAGCGAUAUCCGCUGGGAAGAUCCCGAUACCAAAUCUUUCGGAUCAAGAUAUGGGGAAGGACUAUUCCCGGUAAGUAACUAUUUGCCAUCACCCUCUUUAUCUCUCUUUGGUCAUUCUGAUGGAGUUUGAUACGGGGGUCUUAGCAUCUCUACAAUGAAUUCAAGUUGGGCAGAGAUGAGGUGGAGAGUUUGGGGGUUUGGACAAACGACAGUGGAUGGGACGAGAUGCUACGACGGGCAAAGCCAUGGCUUUUAUUCUAACGCAUUCUGUUGCGUUGAAAAGAGCGGGUAGUAAUCUUCUGUGCUUUUGCUACGAAUUGGCGGAUACCAUGAAGACAUGAUAACUGUAUGUCAUAUUCAUGGCGGAAAUUUU
Molecule: messenger RNA, 768 nt
Organism: Monascus purpureus
Lineage: Eukaryota; Fungi; Ascomycota; Eurotiomycetes; Eurotiales; Aspergillaceae
Source: the annotation of a GenBank genome assembly